UUCCGUUUUCUUCUUUCCUCCCUAAACAACAGCAUUGCAGACAGGUCAGCAUUACCAGUUCAAACUGACACACCCCAUAACCAAAAAUUCAACUCGUUUUACCAUUACCUUCUUCAUCCUUGUUCCCUCUUUUCUCUAAAACCCUGAAUUGAUCUUCACUCAUUCAUCUCCAAAUCCAUUUCAAAAACUCCUGCAAUUUGCACAGGAUUACGCCACCAAAAAUGAAGGAUCCGUCGCCGUCUAUGGUGUACGUGCCGCCACACCAGCGGCUCAGGUCAGUGAUCACCGUUCCUUCUCCAGAUUCUCCCCCCAAUGGCUCACCGUCUCCAUUUCGCAGCAGAUGUUACGACAGUCAUCAAGCUCUUACUUCAAGCCCUAGCCCUAAUUUUGAUGCUAGAAUCGGUAUUAAUAAUCAGAAUCAAAGUGGUGGAAUUGGACAUUUUCAGUUCAUUCAACAGCGGAAUGUUUCUCCUUCUCCUAAUCCUAAGCAACAGAGGAGGGAAAUUUGGAAUGGGAAUACCAAUAGUUUUCACUAUAAGUUCUACAGUCAGCCGAAGAGUAACUUGGUUCAGUAUGAUCGCCAAUUUAGUGAUUCCCAACGAAGUUCGGUCGUCGACGAGGUUUCCAAAGAAGGGUCUGACCGCGAAUUCAAGGAGUUUGAGCCUUUUUAUUCUCCUGGGUUUCAGUGUGCUGCAUUUGCUGAUAAUGUGGAGCAGUGGAAAUGGAAGUUAAACAUGCUUCUACGAGACAAGGAUAAGCAAGAAUUGACAUCCAGGGAGAAAAAGGACCGACGUGACUUUGAACAAAUAGCAGCUAUGGCGAAUAAAAUGGGGUUAUAUAGCCAUUCGUAUGUGAAAGUAGUUGUAUUUAGUAAGAUCCCACUGCCGAACUACAGAUUUGAUCUUGAUGAGAAGCGUCCCCUGAGAGAGGUUGCAGUUGAUUGUAGUUUGCAAAGGAGAGUGGAUGCUUAUCUUGCUGACUACCUUUCUCAUAAAUCUAAGAGUGUAAAUGUUUUACAAGUUAAUGGGAUUUCAAGAUCAAGCAGUAGUGGUAGUAUAGCAACCGAUGAAUGUCUUUUCGAGCAACCAGAACCCCUGAAUCUUAGCAGUUCUGUCAUGGAGAGAAUUAUUAGGCGAAGAAACUUGCAGCUUCAUGAUCAGCAGCUUGCUUGGGAGGAAUGCCCGGACGGAAGGAAAAUGCUGGAGUUCCGCCAAAGCCUUCCAGCAUAUAAGGACAGAGACGCACUGAUAACAGCUAUAACGUAUAAUCAGGUUAUCAUUGUCUCUGGGGAAACAGGCUGUGGUAAAACUACACAAAUUCCACAGUUUAUUUUGGAGUCCGAAAUAGAAUCUGGCCGUGGAGCUUUAUGCAGUAUUAUAUGUACUCAGCCAAGAAGAAUCUCAGCAAUGUCAGUGGCCGAAAGGGUUGCCAUAGAGCGGGGAGAGAAAUUGGGAGAAUCUGUUGGUUAUAAAGUUCGGCUGGAGGGGAUAAAAGGGAGAGAUACGAGGCUUCUGUUUUGCACUACAGGCAUCUUAUUGCGAAGAUUACUUGUUGAUAGGACUUUGAAGGGCAUAACUCAUGUUAUUGUGGAUGAAAUUCAUGAACGUGGGAUGAAUGAAGAUUUUCUUCUUAUUGUGCUGAAAGAGCUACUUUCUCAUAGACCGGAGUUAAAGUUGAUUUUGAUGAGUGCGACAUUAGACUCUGAGCUAUUCUCUUCUUAUUUUGGUGGUGCUCCUGUGGUGAACAUCCUGGGAUUCACCUAUCCUGUUCAAACUCAUUUCCUAGAAGAUAUAUUGGAGAAGUCUGGAUAUAAAAUGACUCCUUACAAUCAAAUAGAUGAUUAUGGGCCUGAUAGAUCAUGGAAGAUGAACAAACAAGGCAUAAGGAAAAGAAAGAGUCAAAUUGCCUCUGUUGUCGAGGAUGCUCUUGCUGCUGCUGAUUUCAGGGAGUACAGUACACAGACUAGGGAAUCUUUAUCUUGUUGGAAUCCAGAUUCUAUGGGGUUUAAUCUUAUUGAAAAUCUGUUGUACAAUAUUUGUGAAAAUGAAGGGCCUGGUGCUGUGCUAGUUUUCAUGACCGGAUGGGAUGACAUAAGCUCACUCAAGGACAAACUCCAAGCUCAUCCCAUCUUAGGAGAUCCAAGUAGAGUAUUGUUGCUUGCUUGCCACAGUUCUAUGGCAAGUUCGGAACAGAGGUUAAUUUUUGAGAAACCAGAAGAUGGAGUGCGGAAAAUAGUGCUGGCUACUAAUAUUGCGGAGACCAGUAUCACAAUUGAUGAUGCAGUUUUUGUUGUUGACUGUGGGAAGGCAAAGGAGACAUCAUAUGAUGCGUUAAAUAAUACUCCUUGCUUGCUUCCUUCAUGGAUUUCAAAGGUUUCUGCACAACAGAGAAGAGGAAGGGCUGGUCGUGUACAACCGGGAGAAUGUUACCAUCUCUAUCCAAGAUGUGUGUAUGAUGCUUUUACAGAGUACCAGCUUCCAGAAAUCCUGAGGACACCUUUGCAGUCUCUCUGUCUGCAGAUCAAAAGUUUAAAACUCAGCAGUAUCUCUGAGUUCCUGUCCAGAGCUCUACAGUCACCCGAGCUAUUGGCGGUCCAAAAGGCUAUAGAAUAUUUGAAAGUCAUCGGGGCAUUGGAUGCAAACGAGAAUCUCACUGCCCUAGGUCGCUACUUGACAAUGUUGCCAAUGGAGCCAAAACUUGGGAAAAUGCUUGUAUUAGGUGCUAUAUUUUGCUGUCUGGAUCCUGUGUUGACCAUUGUUGCUGGCCUCAGCGUAAGAGAUCCUUUUCUGACACCCAUGGACAAGAAAGAUCUUGCAGAGGCUGCUAAAGCUCAGUUCUCUCGUGAUUUUAGUGACCAUCUUGCACUUGUUCGUGCCUAUGACGGCUGGAAGAGUGCCGAGAAAGAGUAUGGUGGUUAUGACUACUGCUGGAAAAAUUUUCUAUCAAUACAGUCAAUGAAAGCUAUUGAUUCUCUUCGGAGGGAAUUCUAUACAUUAUUGAAGGAUACCGGAUUAGUUGAUGAUAAACCGUCUUCCUUCAACGGAUGGAGCCACGGCGACAAGCUUGUCCGUGCAGUUAUAUGCUACGGAUUGUAUCCAGGAAUCUGCUCUGUUUUGCACAAUGAGAAAUCAUUAUCCUUAAAGACGAUGGAGGAUGGUCAGGUGCAUCUGCAUUCGAAUUCUGUCAAUGCUCGUGAUGCAAAAAUUCCAUAUCCAUGGCUAGUGUUCAAUGAGAAAAUAAAAGUCAAUUCAGUCUUCCUCCGAGAUUCAACUGCAGUGUCAGAUUCAGUAGCGUUACUGUUUGGAGGAAACAUUGUCAAAGGGGAAACGGAUGGACAUCUGAAAAUGUUAGGAGGAUACUUGGAAUUUUUCAUGAAACCUGGUAUGGCGGAAACAUACUUGAACCUAAAGAGGGAACUGGAGGAUUUUAUACAGCUCAAACUUGUAAAUCCCAGGAUGGACACACAUGCUUAUCAGGACCUUCUGUUUGCCGUGAGGCUUCUUGUUUCAGAGGACAAAUGUGAUGGUCGGUUUGUGUUUUGCCACCCGAAUCUAAAGCCUACAAUUACUAAAGCAUCCGUCUCACCAGUGGUACACACUUUGUCUUCUAGAACUCAAAGUGGACCUGGUGGUGAUAACUCGAAGAGUCAGCUUCAAACCUUAGUUACUAGGGCAGGGUAUACAGCUCCUACGUAUGAAGUGAAGCAACUGUCAAAUAGUCAGUUCAGAGCUACUGUUGAGUUCAAUGGAAUGCAGAUCAAUGGGCGACCUUGCAACAACAAGAAGAGUGCAGAGAAAGAUGCAGCUUCUGAAGCUCUAGAGUGGCUAAUGGGUGGGACCCAGAUGGGUAAUGAGUAUGUUAAUCACAUGUCAAUGCUGCUGAAAAAGAGCAAGAGGAGUCACAACUAACGCUUGACAUGUACUGCUGCAUUGGUAGGUUGUAAGGUGAUUUGGGUUGAGUCUGAAAGUUCACCAGUCUGCUUUUGGUUCUCAACAUAAUGGUGAAGGAAUACCAUGGGAGUGCUUGCUUAUGAUCAAGGUGGAAACAUUGGUGGGGUUCAGGGGUAUUAAUUUCAAGAACCUGGAAAAAUUGGAGGGCACAGAUGACAAUUAUGUAUACAAAAACCUGGGGAUGAGUUUUCUUUAUAACUUCCAGAUGCUAGAUGGCCACCGGGCUGCUAUUCAUUGGCUGUAUAUUUUUGAGGCUGGGGAUGAGGGGCUGAAAUGGGUGGGAAGAGAGAUUAGCUUCAUUCCUUGGCGGUAAAUGUUGCCCCAUUUUAGGAUUUUUGUCACAACAAAGUGGAAAUCUGAUUCUGUAGUGUAUAUUACUUUAGGACAAGACUUAGGAACUGGUACUAGUAAUCAUUCCAUCUGUACAAAAUUUGAUAUUUGCCUCAGUAUAAUAUCAAUGUACCUAUGAAUGUAAGGACUAAGGAGAGUGAUUGCUCCUACUCCUUUUAACUGUAUCAUCUAAGGGCUUGUUUGGUAUAAAUGUUGGACAGGGAGUGAAAUGGAAACAAAUAAGAAGAGGAAAAGGUGACUUUAACUAUUAUCAU
This is a messenger RNA of Spinacia oleracea (spinach), 4555 nucleotides long. RefSeq names its product DExH-box ATP-dependent RNA helicase DExH5, mitochondrial. Bases 222 to 3908 code for a protein of 1228 amino acids. The record is from RefSeq and is a predicted model, not a curated record. Gene Ontology annotation, cellular component: nucleus; intracellular anatomical structure. Gene Ontology annotation, molecular function: RNA binding; ATP binding; helicase activity. Lineage: Eukaryota; Viridiplantae; Streptophyta; Magnoliopsida; Caryophyllales; Amaranthaceae. The transcript has 19 exons.